Molecule: messenger RNA, 2139 nt
Organism: Ziziphus jujuba (common jujube)
Lineage: Eukaryota; Viridiplantae; Streptophyta; Magnoliopsida; Rosales; Rhamnaceae
Product: aldehyde dehydrogenase family 2 member B4, mitochondrial
Exons: 11
Coding region: 218-1843 (541 amino acids)
Molecular function (GO): aldehyde dehydrogenase (NAD+) activity
Source: RefSeq, a predicted model, not a curated record
UGUCUAGUGGGGGUCCAAACAUAAUGGCCUUGGCAUCUCCAACUUAGAAAAGCUUAUAGUGGGAGGUUGUGUGUGAGAGAGAGAGAGAGAGAGAGAGAGAGAGAGAGAGUUUUGUUGCUUUGCAGAGUUUUUGGAGGAACAGAGGACUCUGUUUUCUUUUUCUUUUUUUCCACAAGAGAGAGGAUAAGCUUUUUUACUUGAGAUUUUCCCUGUGGCUAUGGCAGCUCGGAGAAUAUCCUCGUUGCUUUCACGUGCCGUUUAUGCUUCUUCUUCUAUUGGGCCAGCUUCUCUGCUUCUUUCUCGAGGAAGAGGUUCAGUGAGAGGAAAUGGUAUCAAGAAGUUCAGCACUGCUGCAGCAACUGAAGAAUUAAUCAUUCCACCAGUUCAGAUAAGCUAUACGAAGCAUCUUAUCAAUGGACAAUUUGUAGAUGCUGCAUCAGGAAAAACAUUUCCAGCUCAUGACCCUCGUUCAGGAGAAGUGAUUGCUCAUGUUGCUGAAGGUGAUGCAGAAGAUAUAAACCGUGCAGUUUCUGCUGCACGUAAGGCAUUCGAUGAAGGACCAUGGCCAAAGAUGUCACCAUAUGAAAGGUCACGGAUACUGUUGCGCUUUGCUGAUUUAGUUGAGAAACAUAGCGAUGAACUUGCAGCUCUAGAAACAUGGAACAAUGGGAAGCCUUAUGAACAGGCCGCCAAAUCUGAAUUACCAUUGUUUGUUCGUCUUUUCCAUUACUAUGCCGGAUGGGCGGACAAGAUCCACGGACUAACUGUUCCAGCUGAUGGAGAUCAUCAUGUGCAAACGUUGCACGAACCGAUCGGUGUUGCAGGGCAGAUUAUUCCAUGGAACUUCCCUCUUAUCAUGUUUGCUUGGAAAGUUGGUCCAGCACUAGCAUGUGGUAAUACUAUUGUCCUAAAGACUGCUGAGCAAACACCUCUGACUGCUCUCUAUGUGGCAAAACUUUUCCAUGAGGCUGGUCUUCCCCCUGGUGUUUUAAAUGUAGUUUCUGGCUAUGGACCAACUGCCGGUGCAGCUCUUGCCAGUCAUAUGGAUGUUGACAAGCUAGCUUUCACAGGCUCAACUGAUACUGGAAAAAUUGUUCUUGAACUGGCUGCAAGAAGCAAUCUGAAACCAGUAACGUUGGAGCUUGGAGGGAAAUCACCAUUCAUAGUCUGUGAGGAUGGUGACAUUGAUAAGGCUGUUGAACUUGCACAUUUUGCUUUGUUCUUUAAUCAGGGACAGUGUUGCUGUGCUGGCUCUCGUACAUUUGUACAUGAACGCGUAUAUGAUGAAUUCCUAGAGAAAUCAAAGAAACGUGCUUUAAGACGCGUUGUUGGUGAUCCCUUCAAGAAGGGUGUUGAACAAGGGCCUCAGAUCGAUGAAGAGCAGUUUCAGAAGGUCCUCAGGUACAUAAGAUCUGGAAUUGAUAGCAAUGCUACCCUUGAGUGUGGAGGAGGAAGACUGGGAAACAAAGGCUACUUUGUCGAGCCUACCGUUUUCUCAGAUGUUAAGGAUGACAUGUUGAUAGCACAGGAUGAGAUCUUUGGACCGGUACAAUCAAUCUUGAAAUUCAAGGAUAUUGAUGAAGUAAUAAAAAGGGCAAAUGCAACCAGAUAUGGAUUAGCAGCUGGGGUUUUCACCAAGAACAUCAACACUGCCAACACCCUGACACGUGCAUUGAGAGCGGGGACUGUGUGGGUCAAUUGCUUCGAUGUAUUCGAUGCUGCAAUUCCUUUCGGUGGGUAUAAGAUGAGUGGGAUUGGAAGGGAAAAGGGAAUCUACAGCCUCAACAAUUACUUGCAGGUGAAGGCUGUUGUUACUCCUCUGAAGAAUCCAGCAUGGUUGUGAAAAAUCACUAAUUAAGCUCCACACCAAUGUUCAUCUCCAUCCUCUUUUCUUUCUUUUUGCCCUUUUUGUCUGGUUUUUCGAAUAAGGAAAUCAUAUCCCUUUUGUGACCAUGUAAAGUAGCUGUCAAACUUCCACUAGUAACCGAAAACUGGUUUGUCUUUUAAGACUUCCUGAGGUUUUAUCUGCAUCAAUCUCUCUCGCUCAAAUUGUACUGAUGCAAUGUUCUUGUAUAUCAUAUCUUUGAAAAUUCCUGCUAUAUAUGGAUAAUACAGAAAGAAUAUAUAAUAUUAAAUUAA